CGGCGGUUGAUUGGAGAAUUGAUCUGCAUGGUCAUUAGAGCCAUCUUCUGUGCAGUAUAACGACCACAUUUAAAACGCAGUCGUGCACAUUUACAGCGACGGAGUCAACUGACCUGCGUUUUGUUGUGUAAAGAAAAUAGGAAUAAAAAAAGUAGCUGACUUCAGCAUUAACCUAAUGCUUUAGCUAACGGUCGCUGCUGCCGUUGGCCUCCUUUCUCCCGGUUGUCUCCGCUCUGGUGCGAUGAUGUGCAGCCCGCUUCUCCCGCUGCUGGUCGUCGUGCUGUCGGCUUGGUCGGGUGUCGGAGACCCGGCGGGAUCCGCUCAUGUCGACGGAGCUCCGCCGUCUAAAAUAGCGGUGGUCGGGGCAGGGAUAGGAGGCAGUGCCACAGCCCAUUUCCUGCGGCAGCACUUUGGCCCUGAGGUCCAAGUAGACGUGUUUGAGAAGGGGGCGGUCGGAGGCCGUCUUGCCACUGUAACCGUUAAUCACAACGACUACGAGUCUGGAGGUUCCAUCAUUCACUCCCUCAACCUCCACAUGCAGGAGUUUGUCAAACAGCUAGGUUUGAAGUACCGACGCAGUGUGGCGGGUAAGACCGCUGUGUUUAACGGCAAGCAGGUGAUUCUGGAGGAGACAGACUGGUACCUGUUGGACCUGUUUCGGCUGUGGUGGCGCUAUGGCAUCAGCUUCAUACGCCUUCAGAUGUGGGUGGAGGAAAUUAUGGAGAAAUUCAUGAGGAUCUACAAGUACCAGGCCCAUGGCUAUGCCUUCAGCUCGGUGGAGGAACUAUUAGACUCUCUUGGGGGGAGUGGCUUCAUCAACAUGACCCGGAGACCACUCUCUGAUUCCCUGCUGGAGCUGGGUGUAUCGCAGCGUUUCAUCGACGAGGUCAUCGAGCCGGUCAUGAGGGUCAACUACGGCCAGAACGUCAGCAUCCCUGCCUUUGUAGGCGCUGUGUCUUUAGCUGGUGCCCAGAAUAACCUGUGGGCAGUGGAAGGAGGCAACAAGCUGGUAUGUUCUGGCCUGCUGAAGAUGGCUAACGCUAACCUGCUGCAAGCACAAGUCAGCUCCAUCUCGCCCGUCUACUCAGGGGAGGUGCCCCAGUACCAGCUGAGUUACGCCACAGCGUCAGAGACGGGCUCGGAGCUGUAUGACAUCGUGGUGUUUGCGACGCCGCUCCAGGCCAGUGUCAGGUCUGGGGUCCAGUUCCAAGGUUUCACCCCUGCCUUUGAGGAGCUCCCCGGCAACUAUCACAGCACGGUCGCAACCAUUGUCCACGGUUACCUCAAUACCUCUUUCUUUGGUUUCCCGGACCCUCGCCUUUUCCCCUUCGCCAGCGUCUUGACAACUGAGACACUCGACCUGUUUUUUAACAGCGUGGCAAGUGUUUGUCCUGUCAACAUCUCGACUGGCUUCCGGCGUAAGCAGCCACAGGAGGCUGGAGUCUACAAAGUGUUCUCACCACAACCUCUGGACAAGGCUCAGCUCAAAACACUGUUCAGGUCGUACUACUCCGUGCAGGUGACUGAGUGGCAGGCCUACCCUUGUUACGGCAGCAACCAGGCACUGUCUCCUGUGGAGCUCCACCCCAACCUCUACUACCUCAACGGCAUCGAGUUGGCUGGCAGCGCGAUGGAGAUGAGCUCAGUCGCGGCCAAGAACAUCGCCCUGCUGGCGUACCACCGCUGGAACAGACAGACGGACAUGGUGGACCAGAAAGAUCUGAUGCACAGGAUCAAGAUUGAGCUAUGACCGGGUCAUCUGAAAACCUGACGGCAUCCCGAAGCCGAUGGCCGUGUUAAGGACAUUCUGCAGUUUGACUGAAGCUUCUCGUGGCAAAGUAUAUUCAAAUGCUUCUAAGCAAUACAACAUAUAUUUAAUAGACUGAAUACAAGAGCAAUUCGUUGAACAUAAUCCUAGCCUGCCUCAUCCUCAGUAGAAAACAAGUAAGUGUCAAAGUCAAGUCAAGUCUAUAACUCGUAUUACUCGCAUCCCGUAAGAAAACUGGUCCUAUGCUACUUUUCAAAGACCAGUUUAGACAUUUUCCAGGACUGGUUGCUAAUGCUAGUUAGUGGUUUCAUCCAAAUAAAUCAGCUGCAAGAAGCUUUUCUUUGCCAAGAAAUAUGGAAACUAAGCAACAAUGGGGAAACACCAGGUAAUAUUUAUCUCAGUCGGAGGUGAAUGGACUGAGGAGUCCCCGUCGUACGAGUUGCCGGUGGUGGGAAUGAACACCAGUUAAUGAGAACCAGUUUAAGGUCACUGGUGAUGCUCUGGGUAAAUACAAAAAUGCUGUGGUCAAAUCAUGAAAACACUCCUUGGAAUCAAGAUUGAGAGCAUUAAUGAGACUUGUAAAUGAGUCUUAGUCUGAGGUAUGAGACGGAUACAUAAACCAGCCCUCAAAAACAACUGCAGCUCUGCUUUUACUAUCUCUAUAUUUGGGGAGUGUUCCUGGACUGGCUGCUGGCCCGAAUCUCUUUAAAUUGAUUUCUGAAGAAUUUGUGUAAAUUAAUAAAAUCCUUAUUCAGUGACUAGGCAGUGGCCACUGGCGCUAUGCUCCCUCUCAUCAGACCAUUUCAUUAGCUCCCUUUCCUUCUGCAUAAUCCAGUGGAAAUAUGUUUCCCCGGGGAACAGAGCCAACAAGCUUUCACACUCGGCCAAAUGAAAGCAGAGGGCAGAUCCGUGCCACUGCUGGUGGUAAAGAUGACCUUUUUAUCCCAAGCCCUAAAGCUUUAUUGAGAUGCUACAUUUAAUAAGCGCUGCAAUCUUAGAGAAACGGUAUUGAGAUAGUUGGACGUUAACCUUUAGAAAUGGCAAGUGCCUAAAAUGAUGGCUUGAUAUGAAAACCUUUUGAUUUCCUGCAAAGGACUGAGAAAUGUCUGGUUUUGUUCAUUUACAUUUGAAAAACUGUAUUUCGACUGUAGUGGAUUUCUGGAUUCGGAAAAAAAACUAAUUUAACUGUCAACUGAAAACCGUGUGACUCCAAAGAGCUUUAGUGGACGGCUAAUGUGAUGAGAAAACUACACAACCUUUUAAUCUGAUGGAAUUGUUUAACAUUCGACAGUGGCAUCAGAAAUCACGGUGGUCCAUCUGAAAUGAAGACAAAUUAAAUAAUCAAAACAUAUAUUUAUGAGUAUUGUAGAAUCAUCUUGUGGCUUUACCAGAGGGAUUGAGAACCAUCUCAAUCAAGAUUCACUUGCUGGGUUUUUGCAGAACUUUCAACAUCAUCGCAGAAUCCUACUGAGCUGAGGGGCGGAGCAAACUGUCCGCCGAUGAAGGUCGUGAGAUGUGAUUACAGGUUGCUGGACGGAGUGAGUCGAGACCAUUAUGUCCAACAACAGAUCUCUGUGACUCCACAUCGAACCACUAUUGCUUUACAAAUGCAACUUUCUGCUUCGCAAAGCAUGUAUCAACAUAUUUCAUCUGCUGAUGUUUUCAUGAAUGAAGUGCACUAUAUCGACAGUUGAUUAAAUUAAAGUAUUGGAUGAGUUGC
Molecule: messenger RNA, 3488 nt
Organism: Pseudoliparis swirei
Lineage: Eukaryota; Metazoa; Chordata; Actinopteri; Perciformes; Liparidae
Product: prenylcysteine oxidase-like
Exons: 7
Coding region: 242-1750 (502 amino acids)
Biological process (GO): prenylcysteine catabolic process; prenylated protein catabolic process
Molecular function (GO): prenylcysteine oxidase activity
Source: RefSeq, a predicted model, not a curated record